GCUCUUCCCGAAUCUGCACUGCAAGCUGAAGACAUUCGAAGCGUAAACCCAGUGUCUUCUCCCUCAAAAAAUACAAGCUCUAAAUGUCUAACAGCAAACCUGCCUGUCGUGGAGAGCAAGGGAUUCCCGCAGAGCCCAGUGGCUGAGGAGCUGACCGACAUCUCCGAGCAGGGGUCAAGCGGAGGCGCAGUGGCUAUUUCUAAUAGUGAGCAGAGAGAGCUGAUUAGUGAUGAGGCAGUAGAUAUUUCUGCAGACCUGGAAGACGUAGAAACUGAAGACGUGCCUGUCAUUAUCAGCAUUCCCAGACAGGUGACUUUGGCAGAUUCUGGUGUGGGCGCAGACAUGGCCGGCGAUGAUGAUGAUGACGACGGUCAUCCUCCUGACUGAGUACGUGAGCUAACUCUUACUUCUUUGCCUAUAAAGUCAGGGGCACAUUAGUGGAAUAUGAACUUUACCACAGAUUUAAUACGCUGGUGACAUUCAUAGCAUAGUCACAGAUACACUAGACAGAUUUUUCCCAUCCCUCGUGGUCAGUAAGGUAUGUCAUGUGACCUAGUAUGUAAUGUAGUAAGAAGGAAGAUUGAAGUUAAGAAUUGCUUUUACCUGGACAUUCAUAUUUUCUUGUUGAGGAAUAAAUAUUCUUCAUGAAUUCAGUUAAAGUAAUCAUGAGAAGUAACUCUAGCAUGAAUAUUACGUACUAUGGCUAUGUGGUUAGUAUCGGUGAAUUUACCAGCUUAGCAUUCCCUGUUUAGACUGUUACUUUAGUAGUAAGAGCACAUCCUAAACUGCAUGUUAAGACAUUGAACCAUACACAUUUCGUGUAUUAUAUAAUGGUUGAAUUUGAGGUCUAUUUUGAACAGUUGCUAACUAAAUCCAAAAAAAGAAAAUACUCCUAGUAAUCGUGCAAAUGGAUCGUUUCAAGACAUAAACGAUUAAAAGAGCAGGUGACUUCCAUCUCCUGCUUCCUUGAUUCACCUGCUGGUUGGCACUCAUAUUUUCCCUUUAAUAGUUUCUUGCUUAUUUUACUGAAUCUUUACUGUAAUUCUUAUGAUGAUAAUAAUAAUAAUAUCUUUAUUUAUUCAACGUAACUUUUAGGUCAGUUUCUACAAAACUGUUCUUCUCCAAAGCCUUCACAAACAAAAUCAAAACAAUACAUAGAAACAGUUAUGCAGUGACAAUCUUCAACCAUUUCAACCACUAAAGCACUUUUUUCAGAUUAAUUUAUGCAUACAUUUGGUGUGAAAAUGCUGAUAAAAAUGAUGUGUUUGUGUCACUAAAGAUGCAAGCUUCAUGAAACUGUACAAAUUAUUUCUCUACACGCCAUUGUUCUCUUAAAAUGUUUCAAAUAUUGGUUGCAGAGGUUGUUGAAAAAGUUGAAGAAUUACAAAGUUAUUUUCUUGCAUUAAGUCAACGACACAGCUAAAAUUGUUAAACCUUUCAAUUUAUAAAGAAUGUAUAACACAUCGUUUUUAGCCUAGUGUUAGAUUGGCUAUAUAUCUUAAUAGGAUACUGAAAUCCAUACACAUAUACAUAUACCAGGUAUAUUGUUUUCUGUGCGAAAGCUUUGUGGAAGAACAGUUUCAUGGAAUCUUGGCUGAGUUACUGUUCAAAAAUAAAGAUAUUAUUCUAUUCACAAAAUAUGGAAGCAAGUAUUAAUUUAACUUUGCAGAUAUUCAGUUAGCACACAUUUGCCAUCAUGAUAAAAAAUGACCAAACAUUUUGUCCCAAAGGGUACGUUUUUUGAGGCAAAUAAAUGUGAUCAGGUGUUACUUUUGAUGUUGACACAUGACACGGUGCCGGAAGACAGAUGUGAAGCCCUAGAUCUCUCCUCCAGGUCAUGAAAUCCUUUUAGACUUAAGUCAAAACAUUUAUCAUUAAAUUUGAUAUUUUCUUUUCUGUUAUUUCAGUUGAAAUUUGUUGCACAUUAACUAAGUCACAACUGACUGUUUCAAACAAAAUGUUGACCUCGUAAAAUAAGAAAAAACAAUUUUAAAGUGAUUUGAAAUUUUGGCUUAAAUCUGUGAUGACAUUGUGAUCCUGGGACCUGGUCCUCUUUGUCUCAGUCCCAGCUCUAACACGAGGAAAGACUUCCAAGCUCUCAUUUUGCCUGUUAGGGGAUAGAGCGCCCAUCUCUGGUUAUUAAGUAAAAAGCCCCAAAGAGCCCUUUAAGGGUUAAAGAAGACAAGAUACUGUCGUACUACUUUUUCCAUCUUUCUUUUCAUCUUUUUUUCUUUUUCAUCUUUUUUUUUUUCAUCUUUUUUUUAUUUCUUUUAAUCCUAACCAAAAAUAGUUUUAAGUUUAUUGUAGACUUAAUUAACUCUUUACAUUGAAGGAACCAUGUUUACAUGUUACUUUAAAUUACCUGAGCUUAAAAAGUACAUUGUAAGUUUAAUUCAAAUUUUAAAUGCCUCUGAAAGAAGCCAUACGUCAUCAACAUGGAGAUGCGGCAAUUGCGGACAUCAACAAGCUCAACAAAUCAGAGAAAAACUAUGUCAAAACCAGCAACCACCUCACCUUUUUGAUGAAAUGUAGGAACAACAACCUGACACCUAAGGGACUCACCUUGAAAUGCCCAGUGCAUUCACAUGCAGCAAAGAAAAUUAUUAACGCAGCCAGCAAAUUACUAGUGAAAGAGAGAAUCCAUCAUCACCGGAACACCAAAGCAAGAACUUUAACCACCAUUACCCAGCUGCAGGAGAAACUAAGGUCGACCCUAAGUGAUCAUCGUUACAAAUCAUUGCGACAGGCACAAACAAACAGCAACCAACGGCUUGACGAGAAAAUUAAAGGAUCUCAAAAAAGAAAGUUUGAACUUCUGUCUAAGCACACUAACAGAGAGAGUACUCAACGGCCCACGAGUCACAAUAGCAAAACCGUCAUCAAUCUAAGCAGUCGGACCCUCACACCCAAUGAAGCGACAUUACUGGCUAAGGGUUUGAACUAUAUUCCUACCCAAGACAAAAUCCCCAGAGAUGAUUUUGUGUCAGCCAUAGAAAAAGGUUUUCAACAACUCGCCCCUGGAGGUAACAUUGAUUACAUCCGACACCAAAUCAGCGACAUUCUCAUCAAAGCAACCAAGCAAAAACCAAAUAUCAACCGAGAAGAAAGAACGGCCAUCAAGAACCUACGCUCCGAUAAUACCAUCACCAUCGCCCCUGCAGACAAAGGAAGAGCCACAGUUAUACUUGACAAGAACAAAUUCAACCAACUAGUCAACGACAUGCUCAGCGACACAAAGACAUACAGGCAAAUAACCAAAGACCCCACACCGAAGCUAGAAAGAGAAUUUAGGGCAAAACUCAAAGCCCUGCAGAACAGCAAUGAAAUCGACAUCCAACUGUACCGAAAGCUCAACACAACGCACCCCAGAGCACCUUACGCCAGGGCAACCAUCAAAGUCCAUAAGAACCCAAUCAAAGCCCGACUCCUGAUCUGCUCCAGAGGCACUGUCCACUACGACGCGGCACAGUACCUCACUAAACUCCUAACACCUCUGGGCAAAACUUCCAAAUCUUACAUCAAAGACUCAGCAGAAUUUUGUAACAAAAUUAAAGACAUUCCAGGCACAGCCCAACUGAUCAGUUACAACGUCAUCGACCUAUUCACCAAUAUCCCUAGAGAAGAAUCCCUAGACAUCAUACGACAGAAGCUGAACAGCGGACAACACCCUCUCAACACAGCCACGAAACCUGACAGCAUAAUCAGCCUCCUGGACUCGUGUAUACAUUCCACCUAUUUCACGUGGGGGGAUGACAUAUAUGAACAACUCCACGGUUUACCGAUGGGAUCCUCCCUAUCACCACUUAUCUCCAAAAUAUACAUGACAGAAUUUGAGAACAAAGCCUUAGCUGCAAGCCCCAUCAAACCGUUGUGUUGGUUCCGUAAGGUAGAUGACACAUUCGUAGCACUAAACAAGAAUGACAACCCCCCAGUCCCUACUUGACCACCUCAACACCCAGAACAACAGGAUACAGUUCACCAUGGAACAAGAAUGCAAGAAAACCAUACCGUUUCUGGAUGUACUUAUUAGCAAGAAGUACGACAAACUCCUCACUUCAGUAUACCGCAAACCCACACACUCAGACCAAUACGUGAAUUACCAAUCUAACCAACCUAAUCGGAUCAAGAGAGGAAUAAUAUCUACCCUAACAAAACGAGCCCUACAGAUAUCCAGCAUCAACCUCCGAGAAGAAAUAAAUCACCUCAAAACAGCCUUCACCACCCAAAACUGAUACCCUCCACAAUUAGUGGAGAGAACGAUCAGCAAAACCCUCAAUCCGACUAACAAGACCAGAACAACGAGACCUGACCACCCCAAUAUAUAUAUAUAACCAUUCCGUAUAUAGGCACCCCAAGCUACCAGAUAAGAAGACUCCUGCAUGACAAACUGAACAUACAAACAACGUUUACCUCCGCCUCUAACCUUAAAAACCCUACUCAAAGCCAAUGGAAAAAACAGCCAACCCAUAGGCAAGAACCCAAAGGAUCAGUGUACUGCAUUAAUGGUGAUUGUCAACGGCAAUACAUUGGAGAAACCAGUAGACCACUCAAUAUCAGAAUUGCAGAGCUCAAGGCCUCCGUAGAAAAAUUAGAUGGAAAAUCAGCCCUCAGUGACCACAUCAGAGCCCAUCCAGAACACCAACUCGCAUGGAACACAGUUCAAACCUUACAAAACAACCAGUCAGACUAUAAAAGGAGGAAACUGCUGGUAGCCAUCAUGAUCCGACGACACAAUCCACAGCUUAACAAAGACAGCGGGUACCACCUACCGAGCGUCUACAAUGACCUCAUCGGAUUAGACAGUGACCGCCUUAGUAACCCUGAAGUUACUAUCUAUGUUACAUUGUGCCUGUUGUUGACACCACUCACUCUCUUACUGUAUAUGUUGUCUUGUAUCUCUGUAUGUUCAUAUGGUUUGAUAACGAUGUAAGAACCUACAUCGAAACGUAACCAACACAAUAAAUCCAGGGAUUGUUAUCCAUAAGUAAUGCCUCUGUCAGUCUAAAGUUUAAUUCAGUUCACCAUGCAUUGCAAGUUUAAUUCAGUUUGCCAUGCCUACAUUGUCAGUUUAAUUCAGAUUGCCAUGCCUAUAUUGUCAAUUUAAUUCAGUUUGCCAUGCGUACAUUGUCAGUUUAAUUCAGAUUGCCGUGCAUGUAGUUGCAGCUGUAGACAACUUUUUAGAGUAAACUCUGAGAGCUUGGACAGUUGACUGCAGACACAAAGAGGACAGUAGUAUUUGGGAACUUCAUAUGCUGUAUUUUUUCACAACAAACUUUUUCUGGCAGUUUGCAAGUCAAGCCUUAUGACAAAGCUUCCAUGUUUUCACAUAUGUGGCUUUACUUCACUAAACUCUUCUAUAAAGCUGUGUGGAAACCAAGAGACUUGAUUGGCAAACAGCAGAAAAUGUUUGAACAAUGGAUUUGCUGGUUUGUGCUUUGUCCUUUGACCUUCACUGCCGUGGGAGUGGAAUAAAUGUUGUGUGGA
Liolophura sinensis is the source of this 5484-nucleotide messenger RNA. RefSeq lists its product as uncharacterized. The coding region runs from base 2405 to 3943 and encodes 512 amino acids. The transcript is spliced from 2 exons. The record is from RefSeq and is a predicted model, not a curated record. Lineage: Eukaryota; Metazoa; Mollusca; Polyplacophora; Chitonida; Chitonidae.